Ostertagia ostertagi is the source of this 207-nucleotide messenger RNA. Lineage: Eukaryota; Metazoa; Nematoda; Chromadorea; Rhabditida; Trichostrongylidae. The record is from the annotation of a GenBank genome assembly.
AUGAGCUCAUCUGAGCUGUGUGAUACACAGGAAUGGGAUCUAGUAUUGGCGGAAGAUGCCUACGAAGAAGCACUUAAGGCACAUAGCAUACAAGAUGUUGACCUGAAGAUCAGAGCGGCGAAGAAAUUCCUAAAAAGUGAUAACAGAACACUGGAAGAGAAGGUCCGCCUAACCUUGAGACAUCAUAUGAUGAGACGAAAAAUGUAA